AGCUCCUCUCUGUAUAAGAAGUGUUGAACGUUCAACAAGGGAUUUUACACAGCUACUCAGGAGAAACGAAAUGAUCUGCCCUGGAGCCGCAGCAAAAUGCUGGAUGGACACCUACUCCUGGGAUGGUUAUCGUUCACAGUUAUAGUCUAUCUUCUCAACUUGCCUGGACCGACCGCGGCGUAUUUCGGGUUGACAGGUAAUGAACCCUUGUCUAUCCUGCCACUGAACUCUCUACCAGAGGAGAACGUGGGCAGGGCCCACUACAAGCUGUGCGACCGGCUCAAACUGGAAAAGAAGCAGCGCAGGAUGUGCAGACGAGACCCGGGCGUGGCGGAGACCCUGAGAGAGGCCAUCACCAUGAGCGCCCUAGAAUGCCAGUAUCAAUUCCGCUUUGAGAGAUGGAACUGCACCUUAGAGGGGCGCCACAGAGCCAACAUACUAAAGAGAGGAUUUAAAGAGACAGCCUUCUUGUAUGCCAUCUCCUCGGCGGGCCUGACCCACGCGAUGGCCAAAGCGUGCAGCGCAGGACGCAUGGAGCGCUGCACGUGCGACGAGGCCCCCGACCUGGAGAACCGCAAAGCGUGGCAGUGGGGCGGCUGCGGAGACAACCUCAAAUACGCCAACAAGUUUGUCAAGGACUUCCUGGGCAAACGUUCCAACAAGGACCUGCGCGCACGCGUGGACAUGCACAACACAAAUGUGGGCAUGAAGGUGAUCAAGGCUGGAGUGGAGACCACUUGCAAAUGCCACGGAGUCUCGGGCUCCUGCACUGUCCAGACCUGCUGGAGGCAGCUUCAGCCCUUCCACGAGAUAGGCAAGCAGCUGAAGCAGCGCUACGAGACCUCCGUCAAGGUGGGGAGCUCCACCAACGAGGCCACGGGGGAGGCAGAGAUCUCCACAGGCCGGAGCCAGCCACAGCAGCAGCCCCUGCCUGGCCUGAACGAUCAGAUCCCUCGCACUAUGGACCUGCUCCACAUCGAGGACUCACCCAGUUUUUGCAGACCCAGCAAGUACUCGUCGGGCACGGCAGCCCGCAAGUGCUACAAGGACAAGAACUGUGACGCUAUCUGCUGUGGGCGAGGCCAUAACACUCAAAGUAGGGAGGUGACCCGGCCCUGCCAGUGCCAGGUGCGCUGGUGCUGCUACGUCGAAUGCAAGCAGUGCACGCAGAGAGAAGAGGUCUAUACCUGCAAAGGGUAAAAUCAGUCACCUGUCAGCCCCUACGAUCAGUGGAGCAAGUGAAAGAUAGUUGUGUUGAAGAGGAGUGGUUGUUUUGUUCUCAAACAAGGUUUUCCUCCGCUGUCGGAACAGUGUUCUGCAAACAAAAGAGGAGCGAGCCAAUGGAGAAGCAAUAAGCACUUUGAGGGAUUUCUGUGGGUUGGGUUUCAGAGCUCCUGUGGCCCCCGUGUCUGGGGCAUGCAGAUGAAAAAAAAAAAAAAAAAACCUUCUCAGACAACUGGGUCAACAUCUCAAGCUUUUUUUUUUUUUUUAUCACAACUUUGCCUUGAAGAGAGAAGCUUUUAUUUUCCUAUUAAAACCAAUCCACAAGAAAACAGAGAUUAGGGUCCAGAUCCAACACGAGGACAACACCAACAGACUGGUUUCUGGGGCCUUGCCCAAAGAAGAAUGGUGUGUGUGUGUGUGUGUGUGUGUGUGUGUGUGUUUGUCAAUCUUUUUAAAUGUGUGUGCUUGUUUGUGAGUGUGUAAUGAGGGCAUAAUGAGGGGGUAGGGGUUUCGAAUGACGACUUUUUAUGGCAAUGAAAUCCAUAUUCAGAGACUGCUAAAAAGAAAAAAAAGACAGGGUGUAUGAUUUACUCUACACGCACAUAUUUACACUCACACACAUUGUGUGUUUGCAUAUGUAUGUACAUAAAUUCAGUUAUAUUGUAAUGAUAUUAUACAAGCCACUUAUCUAACUAUGUUAAAACAAACCACUAACCACACAAAUGUUUUGUUGUUUGUGUGCUCUCGUUUUUCUUGUUUUUCUUCUUGAUUCAUGUCGACAAGGCCCUUUGGAAAGCAGCACACUUGCGUCCGUCGUCUUGCUGUGGAUAAUUUAUAGAUCCUUUGGGACUUCUCCUUCACAGGGAGAAAAAAAAGAUCACAUUUUUUCUCUUUUUUUUUGUAAUAAUAUAAUAUGAAGCUGUUACUAAAUGCAUUAACAGGAAAUAAGUAAACCAGUCAGUUUAGGCUAUUCUCAGCCUUGAGCGAACCAGUGUUCAGGGAAUAACUUAAACCACUAUGACCAUUUGGACAAAAUAGGAAAGACGUUGUGCAAAUACAAAUAAUAUCAAAGUUGGAGAUGACAGUGGCCUUGUUAUUACAGCCGACAUCAGUGCAACAGGUGAUCACUUGACCAGCAAAAAGGUCCACGUGUGACUCAGAUCAGAAAAUUGUUGAGCUCUGUAGAGCUUAAAUCUACUUACUAUUUUUUUUUUCUUCUCUUUUUGUUUAACUUUUAAUACUUUGAAGUUGUAAAGAAAACUGUGGAGAACUGGAGGAAUGUAGCCCCCUACCAUUUCACAUCCUUCUUUCCUCUUCAGCUUCCACGAUUUUGAUUGAGCCAUAUUCAACACAUGUAGACAUGCAGCAUGUGCAGAGGGAGCUGCGUCAGUCGGUCCAAACAGUAUGGGGCAACGGAAGUGGUAAUCUAACCUGACGUGUCUGCAGAGUUGCUCAAGUGAAGAUGAAUGCGCAAGUCUCGUAGCUAAUAUAAAUGUAUUUUAUAAGACUAAUAUUUGUGUAGUGUUCAGCAAAUCUGCUGUCUUCAUUCAGGAGUCAGUGAGGUUUGUUAUUAUACAUGAUUUAAUUUGCUUCUUUUUAUAUUGUUGCUUGGCACAAAGUGACACAGUUAACAUGAUGCCGCAUACUGAACCCUGCCAUGCAACUAUAGUGACAGUUUAAAGGAGUAGUCUGACAUGUUGGGGGAAUACCAUUGUUCACUUUCCAGCCCAGAGUUAGAUGAUUGAUACUACUCUCAUGUUUGUCUGGUAAUCAUAUACUUAGUUUAGCAUAAAGAUGGGAAACAGGGGAAACAGCUAGCCUAGCUCUGUCUCAGGGCAACAACAUCAGGCUAUUAGCACUUCUAAAGCUAAUUAAUUCCAAUGUUAUAUCCAUGUUGUCCAAUAAAUAAACUACAACACCACAGUCGACAGCCAGUUAGCUUAGCCUAUUUACUAAUUAUUAGAAUUGUGCAUAUCAUGUUUUCCAGGAGAAUUCUAGGCCACAGCUAGCAGCCUGUUAAGCUCAGAUUUAGCGUAAAGCCUGGAAAUGCUCAAAUAGUGGCAUGAUAUAUCUUGUUUAGUAUGGUAAACAUAAUGUCACAGCCAGCAGACAGUUAACUUACUAUAGCCUCAGCAUAUCAGCAUAUCUAAAGCUAGCUGAUUAGGCUGUUAUAGGUCGUGUUGUCUGGUUAAUAUAAGGCCACAGCCAGCAGCCAGUUAGCUUACUUUAGCUUAAAGACAGGCAACAAGCAAACAGCUUUGGGCUCUGCCCAAAGUCAAUAAAAUCAGCUUUUCAGCAUGUAUAAAGCUUACUGAUUAUGCUAUAUCUAUGCUAUAUCUCACGUUGUCUUGCUUCUUUUUGCACAUCAGUUUUUGAGUGGAUUAAACGUGUUUGAUACAUAGUUUAGCAUUAAGUCUGGAAAAAGCACAAAACAGCUAGCCUGGCAUUGCCCACCGCUAAAGCUCACUCAUUAGCAUGUUAUGUCUUGUUUAAUAGAUCCAAACCCAGGUGUAAGAAAACGCAAGGAGCAUAGCGACAUGAGAUACAACAUAGGUAUUACUGAGCUUCAAAGGUGCUAGUUGGUGGAAUUUUGCUACAUUUAGCCAGUGUUUUUUCUGCUGUUUUCAACCUUUUUGCUAAGCUAAGCUGAUGGCUCCAUAUUUACCGGCCAGGUAUGACAGUGGUAUCAGUGUCCUCAUCUAACACUUGGAAAGAAAGCAAAUUUAUUCCCAAAAAUGUUGGACUAUGGCUUUAAAACAUAACCUUGGAGUCAAAGAUUUAAUUUUAUGAGAAAUGCCUCUGUACACACAAACAAUGCAGACAAUAAUAUUUAAUAAUUGUAUUCUCAGCACUCUUAGACCAUUAUGUUAUAUACUAGAAGAUAUGCCUUGUUUUAGAUGGGUGUGAAUUAACUACUGAGUGAGGGACCCAGCUUUGUAUUAUAGCGCCAUUCACGCACUGAAGCCCAAAAACCCUUUAAAGUAUUUUAAAAAUCUGUAUUUAUGGAUACAGUGCAGUGCAGAAUCUUUUUUUUUUUUUUUUUUUUUUUAAAUAAAUUGUAAAUAGCAAAGGUUUCUUCUCCUGUGGUAUAGAGACAAAAAAGUGAGGCACAUGUUCAACUCUCACAAGCACCUGAAACAGAAAUUGAUGGCAAUAAGAAACUUGAGGAAACAGCUGCUGUAACAAUACCGUUACAGAUUGUAAUCAGUUGAUACAGCACCAUGCCAAACAUCCUUAAAAAAACUAGCUUCUACAUUUAACGGAUGGUUUAGUUUUUAAAGUUGAUUAUCACAAUGUAUUAGAUACUUAACCACCAUCCUUGACAGCAAUAUCAUGCUUUAGGAAGCGAGCUUUGCACGGGUUAUUUGUCCCGAGGAGAUGAAUUCCAAGCAUUUUGAUAUGAGAAGGCAUGCCAAAUAAAGACUGGUCAAAACAUAUACAUAGAACUUUGCACGCUACAUGGAAACCAUAAUAGCUAUGCUGAGACUCAAAGCAUAAAUGCCUGCUUCCCACAGCUUUCGGCGUGUGUGUGUGUUCUCCACACACACAGACACACACACACACACACACACCUCGGCCCCAAACACACUGAGGUUCUCGACUAUUGAUUCAAAACAGGCAUGACAGGAAUACCAAAUGCACACCGAGUGCAUUUUUUUGUUUGUUUAUAGAUUGUACAUAGGCCUAAAAAUGUCUCCCUGAGAAAGAGGAGCAUGAUGCAGCAGCCAGUCGUUUUUUAAUUUUUGUUUUUUUUUUAUGUCAAAGCCGUCCAUAUUCUCAAAAUCCAAAAAAACUCUGCACUGUUUAGUUGUCAGUGGAUCAUGUACAAAAUUCUGUUUUGUAGAAAAAAAUAAAAGAUAAAUUAUUUUUAAAUAUAUUAUGAGCAUGUGUUUAGUGUAAAUAACGUCAAAGUCUAAAUUGAUUUUAUAUCCUGUAUUUUUUACUCUGUUAUUUUUUUUUCUUUUGGGUGUUUUUUUUGUUCCUUCUUUUGGGGUGGAGGCUUCGAGAAGCAGUGUAUACUUUAAAACAUAUUUCAUUUCAUAUCUCAUCGUUUGCUGUUAUCUAAGCACUAACAAAUCCUAACAAAUUUAGAAUCAACUCACCUUUAGCUGUCUUUUAUUCAUGCGCACGAUCAUGAUCACAUCUUUGAGAGUAUUCAAACCAAAUCACACUCAUCACCAUUAUUGUUUUUAUAGGAUUUGAUCUGUUUAUAUAAUCGACUUUUGUGAAAAGACUUUGUAAUGUUGGUUAUCACCAUAUCGACGCGGUAUAAACUCCCGAUUGCAUCAGUUUGGACUAAUUCAUUCAUUUGGAUCACUUUACAUGGACAUGUACUUUUUGUUAGGAUUUGUGCUGUGCUUGUAAAGCAAAGAUAAAACACACCAGCCGUGUAUUGCCCUUUGUGAUGAUACUACACCAACAGAGCUUUGUCCAUGUUCACUUAUUCAUGUCUUAUGGGAACCCUAAAUUAUUUUCCUCUACCUCAUGUGUAUAGCUUGUAGGUAUAAACAGAUCACAAAUGACUGGUAAGAAUGUAUUUAAGUUAUUUAACAUCUUUGUAUAACAAAGGCGAAAAAAAUCUGAAAUAAUAAAUGAAUUUUUAAAUUA
Messenger RNA from Acanthopagrus latus (yellowfin seabream), 5832 nucleotides. RefSeq names its product wingless-type MMTV integration site family, member 9A (gene wnt9a). Gene Ontology annotation, molecular function: frizzled binding; cytokine activity. NCBI's taxonomy places the organism in Eukaryota, Metazoa, Chordata, Actinopteri, Spariformes, Sparidae. The coding region runs from base 97 to 1200 and encodes 367 amino acids. Gene Ontology annotation, biological process: cell fate commitment; neuron differentiation; multicellular organism development. The transcript is spliced from 4 exons. The record is from RefSeq and is a predicted model, not a curated record. Gene Ontology annotation, cellular component: extracellular region.